UUCACUCUAAAAUAGUGGCAGAAGUGCUCAUGUCCCAGUGUCAGGCACGGGCGUUUCUUCCUCGUUUCCUCCUCGUUUUAUUGUUCUGUUGUGUUCUGUUCUCGUGAUGCUCCAGCCGUCAGUGAUGUGUCAGGUGUGUUUUUUCGAUAGAGAAUCGCGGGAAGCAUCGAUCGUCGAGGUCAAAGGACAGUUGUGAGGAUCUCCAGAGGGAUUAGACUGCGAGUCGAGCCCUCGGAGGCGCUCGAGCUUUUCGAAUCAUUGUUGACUGUUUAGGAGUUUCGUUCAUCAGUUAUGAGGCGGUGUGGGGUCUGUGGUGCGUGACAAUGACUCAGGGACUGCGCUGGGAUUAAUUACGAAGGGAGACAAAGAGAUUAAUUCAGAGUGUUGCGGGAUUAUUCGGUGUUUUCAACGGCUGAUUGGAGAAAAAUUGAGGAAUUAAGGAUUUGGAAUUUUUUGGAGUGCUCAAUCGAGUGCACAACUGUUUUUUAUUCGGGCAAAUUAAUUUAUCAUUUGAAUUUUUUUUUAUAAUUGAGGUUAUUUAAUUAAUUAUUAAUUUUCAUUUUUUUAAAAUUAAUUUUUCUAUGAGCUCGGAUUUUCUUGGAGUGUUUAAUCAAGUUUUGAACUGUUUUUAUUGAGGGGAAUUGAUUAAUAAAUAGUUAAAUUGAACAAUCUAUUUAAAAAAUUGAGGAGAAAAUGAAUAAUUCAGUGGCAGCAGCUCCCAGGACGUCGAUAGCAUCGAAUCGCAACUCCCACAGGUCGACCCUCCUGAAGGUGGUUAUCCUGGGGGACGGAGGGGUCGGCAAGUCCUGCCUGAUGAACAGAUUUGUUUCCAAUCACUUCGACGAACACAGUUUUCACACUAUUGGGGUGGAGUUCCUGAACAAGGACAUUGAGAUCAAUGGGGAGGCGUACACUCUCCAGAUUUGGGACACUGCGGGCCAGGAGAGGUUCAAAACCCUCAGGACACCGUUCUACAGGGGCUCCGACAUAUGCCUGCUGACCUACGCUGUUGACGACAGGACGAGCUUCAAGAAUUUGGCGCUCUGGAGGUCGGAGUUUCUUUAUUAUGCCGAUGUGCAGGAUGGAGCGCUCUUUCCGUUCAUUGUCGUUGGGAACAAGGUUGAUGUACCAGACCUGGAGAAGCAGAUCUCCACCGAGGAAGCUCGCGCCUGGUGCGCGGAGAACGGCAAUCCCCCACUAGUGGAAACAUCAGCGAAAAAUGCGACCAAUGUCGAGGAGGCUUUUGGCGCAGCUGUGACAGCCUGGGCGAAACUCGAAGCCAAAUUGGAACGGCCUUUCGUCGAAGACACUGUGGAUUUAUCGAAACAGCAGUCACCCCAUCGCUCCAGCUGCUGUAUGCCCAUGACCAGUGCCGAGUAGGCAGCAGGGAAAAAUGCAGCAGUGAGUGCCCAGCCCCGAUAUCUCGACGAUUUGAGACUGGAGAAUGGACAGUGCAAAUUAAAUUAUUUUUGUUAUUCAACCAAAGGAAAUUGAUUUUUCUUGCUCGAGAGAGUUUUGGGUUUCAAGCGUUGAAACAAUGUCCAUUGUUGAUGAUGAUACGUGUCCAUGAGAAAUUGUGAUGAUGCUAUUGAAGGAAUGAGUGAUUCUGGAGUGAAGUUUUCAUGAAAAAAUUCAAGUUUUUGUUGGGAAUUUUUUGAUUAUUUUGAUAAUGAGAGGAUUUAGACGAAAUUUCUGAGGGAAUUUUUUUUUAUACAGAAUUAAAAUAGUUUUGUAACGUUAAUUCCAGCAUUAACGUUAAGUUAAUUAAAUCGGAUAAUGUCAAGGCCAAUGGGACGUCUUUUCUAAAGGCCUAACUGUCUGGAUAACGAGGGGUUCUACAUGAAAAUGUUAUGAGACAUGACAAAAUGUUUUUUGGUAUUUUCUGGUAGAUCUACUCGUUCUCGAGAUAAUCCUUUUGAACCACUCGAUUCCUGAGUUGAAACCAAAACGAAGGCAUGGCAAUUAACAGCAGCUUUUGUUUUUAGGUGUAAUAACAAAAUAAUAUGAAUGGAAUUGUGAACCAGGCAUAGACUGCCUGUAGCACAAAACUAUAAAUAAAUAUAUAUUUGUAAUGGCAUGAGAGAAGUAAACAAAUUAUAAUAAGAAUAAAUCAGCACUCACUUACGUUAUCACGUGCCACAAUUAAAUGAUUCAGAUAAAAAAUACUGAGUAAUAUUCUCAAUAAUCGUAUUACUCAACGAAUUGUACAUAAUUACAAACAAAUAAUUGAACAAUAAGACACUUGAAUGCCUGAUCUCGAAUUUGUGUACAUUAUUUCUCAUUCACAUAAAGUUCAUUAAUUUGAGUUGAACAAAUUUUGAAGCAUUAAUUAAGAAAAAAAAGAUGAUGAAGUGAAAAAAAUUGAGGAAAGGUUGAAUUCAACUGGCGAACUAAUCAUCAUCAUUAAAAAUCAUUGAAAAUGUCUCUCAAUGGGAGAAUUUAAUCAGCUUGUGGUGCGCUUGUUGAUAUGCGUUGAAUAAUCCCAGUAUUAGUAUUAAUAAAUAAUAAAAUAACUAAUGAACCAUUGUCAUGUGAUAAUGUUUUAAUUAAUAGUUGGAACGCAGUUAAAAUCCACGUGUAUUUAGCUUAAUCAUUUGUAUCUGCCUUAUAGUAGCUAAUGAACUCGAAUAAAUCGCAAUUGAUUUACAAAAAAUUAACAUUUCGAUGAAAAAAUUACGAAAGUCAACGAAAAAAUUGUACAAUUCAGGAACUAAAAAUUAUCUCAACUAGUGCUUGUGAAAUUAAAUUUUAUAAUUGAAUGAUUGAUGUAAAUUAUAAUUUUUUAACGAUUAAAUUAUUCAUAAAUUUGCAGAUAUGUGUAAGAAAGUUAAUUACACUUUAAUUAGUCGUAUGAUAAUGACGAGUGAGAGACCCUAUCACAAGUGAUUGAGUUAUCUGGAGGAUUGAUUACGCAAGCGUUAAUCAUGCAGUAAUAGUUCAUAAUCAUUAAAUCGAUAAUUAUGCAAAAUUUAUCAGGAAAGAUAUUUUCGGAUUGAGCAAUUAAGAGAGGGUGAGAAAAAAUGGCUCCACUAAAUCUUCGAUGUCUCUUGAACGAAUGAUGCAUUUUUCAAAUUUCACUCUACCAAUCCCGAGCUAUUGACAACUGAAGGAAGCCAUUCUGAGCCAGUCGUGAUUUCUUUAUGACUCCAUCAACGGUCAGACCAACCAUAUUUUUAUCAAUCUCCAAACCAAUUUUUUACGCAAAUGUCAACAACACCUAAUGGCUACACUAAUUACCUGCGCCUUGAAUAAAUUUUAUAUGAUAAAAAGAAGGGAAUGUGAGGAAUAAAGUGAACAAUCUGCUUCUUUGAAAAACGAAA
Molecule: messenger RNA, 3320 nt
Organism: Diachasma alloeum
Lineage: Eukaryota; Metazoa; Arthropoda; Insecta; Hymenoptera; Braconidae
Gene: Rab9
Product: ras-related protein Rab-9B
Exons: 2
Coding region: 694-1380 (228 amino acids)
Biological process (GO): retrograde transport, endosome to Golgi
Cellular component (GO): late endosome; lysosome; phagocytic vesicle
Molecular function (GO): GTP binding; GTPase activity
Source: RefSeq, a predicted model, not a curated record